Eriocheir sinensis (Chinese mitten crab) is the source of this 2201-nucleotide messenger RNA. Its product is annotated as hemocyanin subunit-like. Bases 86 to 2116 code for a protein of 676 amino acids. The transcript has 3 exons. Lineage: Eukaryota; Metazoa; Arthropoda; Malacostraca; Decapoda; Varunidae. Gene Ontology annotation, molecular function: oxidoreductase activity. The record is from RefSeq and is a predicted model, not a curated record.
GCGGCGAUAGGGGAGCUAUGGGUACGUCUUUCAGAGUAUAAAAAGCCCUCGCUGGGUCUGUGCUCCAUCAUCGAGUCCAGCGAAGAUGAGGCUCCUGGUCCUGUGUUCCCUGGUGGCGGCCGCCGCUGCGUGGCCAAACUUCGAUAUGAUGGCAGAUGCAUCGGGUGGAGCGUCCGACGCCCAGAAGCAGCAUGACGUCAACAGCGUCCUGUGGAAGGUGUACGAAGAAAUCCGUGACCCCCAACUGAAGGAGCUCUCCACUGUCUUCGACCCGCUCUCCGGCCAAUAUGACGACGACGGUGUGGCCAUUAAGCGGCUCAUGAAAGAGCUGAAUGACCACCGCUUGCUGCAGCAGAAGCACUGGUUCUCGCUCUUCAACACCCGCCAGCGCGAGGAGGCCCUCAUGCUCUACGAUGUCCUCGAACACGCUAGCGACUGGGCCACGUUCGCCGGCAACGCCGCCUACUUCCGUAUUCGCAUGAACGAGGGCGAGUUUGUGUAUGCCAUAUAUGCUGCCAUCACCCACUCCGAGCUGACUCACGACGUGGUGCUGCCGCCCCUGUAUGAGGUCACUCCUCACCUCUUCACCAACAACGAGGUCAUCCAGGAAGCUUACCAUGCCAAGAUGACCCAGACACCUUGCAAGAUCAAAUCCCACUUCACCGGCAGCAAGAGCAACCCUGAGCAGCGCGUGGCCUACUUCGGCGAGGACAUCGGCAUGAACACCCACCACGUCACCUGGCACUUGGAGUUCCCCUUCUGGUGGGACGACUCCCACGAGAACCACCACAUCGAGCGCAAGGGCGAGAACUUCUUCUGGGUCCACCAUCAGCUGACUGUCCGCUUCGACGCUGAGCGCCUGUCCAACCACCUUGACCCCGUCGAGGAGCUGCACUGGGACGAUGUCAUCCAUGAGGGCUUCGCUCCCCACACCAUGUACAAGUACGGCGGCUACUUCCCCUCUCGCCCAGACAAUGUGAAAUUUGAGGACGUGGACGGCGUGGCCCGCGUGCGAGACAUGCUGAUCCUGGAGAGCCGCAUCAGGGACGCCAUUGCUCACGGAUACUUCACCGGCAAAGACGGUUCCAUCAUCAGCAUCAAUGACGCUCAUGGCAUUGAUGUGCUGGGAGACGUCAUUGAGUCGUCCCUGUACAGCCCUAACCCCGGGUACUACGGCGCCCUGCACAACACUGCUCACGUGAUGCUCGGCCGCCAGGGUGAUCCUCACGGCAAGUUUGACCUUCCCCCUGGUGUCCUGGAGCACUUCGAGACCGCCACGCGCGACCCCGCCUUCUUCCGCCUCCACAAGUACAUGGAUAACAUUUUCAGAGAGCACAAGGACAGCCUCACUCCCUACACGAAGCAGGAGCUCGAGUUCCCCGGCGUCGCUGUCGACAGCAUUGCCGUCAGCAACCGCCUGGUGACCCACUUCGAAGACUUCGAGUACAACCUCAUCAACGCAGUUGACGACACACCCGAAAUCAAUGAUGUGCCUAUUUCUACUAUCGUACCCCGUCUCAACCACAAUGAUUUCACACUCGAUAUUGGCGUCACAAACAACAACGGCAAUGAAGUGUCUGCUACCGUGCGCAUCUUCGCCUGGCCCAAGUACGACAACAACGGUGUCUUGAUACCCUUCAACGAGGGCCGCUGGAACGCUAUUGAGUUGGACAAGUUCUGGACCAAACUGGCGCCUGGAGCCAACACCAUUACCCGCUCCAGCAAGGCCUCGGCGGUCACCGUUCCCGACAUCCCCAGCUUCAAGACUUUGAUUGAUAAGACCGAGGAGGCCUUGAGCUCAGGCGCAGCCCUUCACCUCGAGGACUUUGUCAGCGGCCUCGGACUGCCCAACAGAUUCCUGAUCCCCAAAGGCAACACUGAAGGCUUAACUUUCCACCUGGUGGUGUUCCUCUCUGACGGCGACCAGGACGCAGCGGUCGACGGCCUGCACGACAGCACCACCUUCAACCACUACGGCUGCGCCGACGGCAAGUACCCCGACAACCGCCCUCACGGCUACCCGUUGGACCGCCGCGUUGAUGACGAGCGGAUCUUUACCACCGCCACUAACUACAAAGACGUCGAUGUCACAGUGUUCCAUGUGGAGGAUCACUAAAGCCAGCAAGAUGUCAAAUCACCGGGUUGUUAAAGUUCCCGAUUUCAUGUACUAGUUCUUUUGAAAUAUAUAAAAAAUAAUAGCA